Molecule: messenger RNA, 397 nt
Organism: Exaiptasia diaphana
Lineage: Eukaryota; Metazoa; Cnidaria; Anthozoa; Actiniaria; Aiptasiidae
Exons: 3
Coding region: 45-278 (77 amino acids)
Source: RefSeq, a predicted model, not a curated record
AUACUGUUGUGUGGAUCAAYUUUGUGUGGAAAAAGGUUCAGAAAAUGGUAUUUGCUGUUGUUGGAAACUGGCUGAAGACGGCCUGGGUAACUCAACCAAUAAUAUUUGUAUCUUGUGCUUUGGGAUUUUUUGGACCUGCAUUUGUGUAUCUCAGUCCUCUUACAAAAGAUACAAUAGAGUCAAUGAAGUCAAUACCUGAACAUUARCCUUAUCCACAACUUCAAGAAUCAAGUGAACAAUCAGAUAACGGGGAACCUGUAUAUCCAAACUCACCUUAGUCUAGAUGAUAUUACCAUGAUCAGCUGUACAUUAAUAGAAUUCAUUGCUUGUAAUAUUUUAAGUUGACAUCUCUAUCGAAUUGUUUUGAAAGUGUAAAAUAAAAAACACAUUGUUUGCA